Molecule: messenger RNA, 2361 nt
Organism: Sclerotinia borealis F-4128
Lineage: Eukaryota; Fungi; Ascomycota; Leotiomycetes; Helotiales; Sclerotiniaceae
Source: the annotation of a GenBank genome assembly
AUGUCGCUCGAUCCCCGAGAUUCACAACGGACCGGUAGGAGUAAGAGUCCCGGACGGGAAAGAUCGCGUUCGAGAUCUGGAUAUGAACGAGAGACGGUGAAGGCACUCACACCACCAAGCUACGAUCAAGAUGGCGAUUACAUAGGAGAAAGAAGAGAUAUGAGAGAAUACGAAUAUGAGGAGUCUCGCACUGGCAGAACUGACAGAUAUCGGGAUGCCAGUCCGAAUCCUGCGACGGGAUUCGGUGCCUCGAGAUAUGGCGGUGUAGGUGGAGGUGGAGGUGGAGUACCUGACACGCUGAAAAUUGAUGAGGUGAGGUAUACGGAGAGGGAUAGAGAUAAUGAGAGAUUGCACACACCGGCCAAAUUUGACAGUUUGGCAUAUGGUGAGGGGUAUGAACCUGGUACGCCAGCGAAGAUCAAUGUGUAUGGAUCUCGCGAUCCUUCGCCCGCGGCGGUUCCUCGAAGUGCCGCGUACGAAAAGGAUAUUCAAACUCCGACAUAUAGUGCGUACAGCGACCGACUCGCCUCACCUCGCGACCACGAACAUAAUGAUACGCAUGGCCGUCAGAGAUCGGCGAGUUUCAAUGUUUCGGCGGGCGUGGGAAAACAUCAUGGAGGUGUCUCGGCUGGUUUGAGUAUGGGUCAUGAUCAUUCUUAUGCUCAAUCUCCGGUGGGAUCACAGUUUUCGGACCUCCAUAGUCCAGGGCCACCAGGUGCAAGGUAUGGGAGACCAGCUAGUCCUGUUGAGGGGGGUGGUUGGGUAGGCUCGGGGUAUGGUAAGAGAGAUGAGGAUCAUAAUAGAUAUGCCGAGACGUCGCAACGCAAGUAUGCGCAGUCGAGUGACAAGAUCACAUAUUCAAGUACCACCCGGAAGACGACAAUUGGAGGAGGGGAAUAUCCAGAGGAGAGAACUCCUCCCCUUCCACCUCGACCUCAUGGGCGUAGAGAUUCCUCACCACCUCGUCAUCAUAGACAUGAAAGCUCAUCGGCUCGAAGCAGUAGCUCCCGACUGGUCGCCGAACAAGUCAUUACCGUCGACCCUGGCGCUCGUCGUCGCGAUGCUUCACCCAAUCCCGCUAGACUGGGCGAUCGACUCAACACACUGAGUAUCAACACCGGUGGUCAUGCAUCUCAUGGUUCAUUAAGCUUAUCUCCCGGUGGUCAUUCUCCCUCCGGCUCUCUCAGCCUAGCCAAUGCCCCAGGAUCUCCCCUCCUCGAAGCGUACAAGGGAACCUAUCAAUCCAUAUCCCCCAUGCCAUCUCCAAUGCUCGUCGUCACAUCACACUCCGACAUAUCCGAUACUUUCUCGCCUCUAUCUCCCUCGGGCGAAGAUCGUUCUUUCCGUCGCACCGCCCGUUUCCACGACUCCAAAGAUGAAGCCGAAAUGCUCCGCGAUGCACUCAAAGGCGAAAAUCGUGCUCCGGAUGUUCAUCCCCUCAUUACCAUUCUUCCUGGUCUUACGCAUGAACAAAUGCUUGAUCUUCGCGCGGAGUAUAAGAAGAUUGUUAAGACGGGCCAUGAGAGGAAGGGGGUCAAUAUUGCUAAGCAUAUUAAAUUACGUUUGAAGGAUGAAGAUCCAAGUUUGAUGAAGGCGUGUUAUGCGGUUGCCUUGGGCCGAUGGGAGAGUGAGGCUUAUUGGGCCAAUUUCUGGUAUCAAGGGGAGAAAUCUCGGCGGGAAUUACUGAUUGAAAGUUUGAUGGGGCGGUCGAAUCGGGAAAUUCAGAACAUCAAGGAUGGGUUUAGUGAUAAGAAGUAUCGGGAUUCGCUCCGACAAUGUAUGGAAAAGGAACUGAAAGAAGAUAAGUUCAAAAAAGCGAUAUUGUUGGUACUGGAGGAGAAGAAAAUGGAGGAAAGUAGGAGAAUCGAUGGGGAAUUGUUGAGGGAGGAUAUUAGACAAUUGGAAAAGUGCGUGUCGAGUGAGAAGGGGGGCGAGAGUCGAAUGAUUGAAAUUGUGUGUACGAGGAGUGAUACACAUAUGAGGGAGGUUCUUCGGGGGUACGAGGAGAAAUUUGGGAGAAAUUUCGCAAGGGAAAUGUUGAGGAAGAGUACUAAUCUUGUGGGCGAACUCCUAGCCCACAUCCUCAAUGGCAUCAUCAAUAAACCGGUCCGCGACGCCCUUCUCGUGCAUCAUGCACUGACGCUCUCAACUCGAGACCCGCUGCGCACGGAAUUGUUGAUUAGUCGGUUGGUGAGAUAUCAUUGGGAUCGAAAGCAUCUAGAGGAGGUUAAGAGGGAAUAUAGGGCGAGGUAUGGGAUUGAGAUGCAGGAAGCGGUGGGCCAGGGGACGAGGGGGGAUGUGGGGAGGUUUUUGGAGGGGCUUUGUUUGUGGAGGAUUGAAGAUAGGGUUAGGGAGGUUUAG